GGUCUGGUCACACACUCCAAACAAUUGCGCCAAUCCCUGGGAAAAAAGUAAACAAAAAAAGAACAUACUGAGGCGACUAAUUGACCGUACAAGCGAACGGCUUCUAUUACCAGGAUGACGAAGUGCAGCAACUGGCUAACUUGGUGCCGCCUCUGCGCCAAGGACGAUGCCCAUGGCAAUGUGCAAGUGCAAAUGGGCGAAAAUGGCCAAGGAACCUGGGACAAUCUCCUUAUAAUAGCCAUUCACAAGUAUUUCGAGGUGCACAUGCUAAAAGAUGAGUUGAGCAUUGUGCUGUGCGCCGAAUGUUACACGCUAAUUAGCAAACUUAUCAAUUUCACGGAGCAUGUCACAAAAGUCCAGGCCAUUUUUGAGGUCCUGCAACGCUCAGAAACGGUGUCCAACAAGCACCUGGAUUUAGCGGCACUGCGUCAACAGUAUGGACUCGGCGAGGACGACUGGACGCACAUCAUCAAACACAUGCAGGCCCCCGAAAUGGAUUCGCCCCUGGAACCAAAUAUGGAGGAUAUACUUGAAAUGGAGUUAACCGAGUGCCGCGAUGACAGCACAGUCUCACCAGUUGCUCAAGAGCAGGAUGUCAAGUCAGAGUUGCUUGACAGUUUUGAUGACGAUACCGAAUUCCUGCCCGAAGAAACGCAGCAAAUAAAUCUCGUUAUUACUGCAGCCACAGGAAACUCUCAAGAACCAAAUGCAGCCGAGCCGACCAAGCGUAGACACAUGAACUGCGAAAAAUGUGGCAAGGUAUACAAGAAUCGCACCUCCUACGAGAAGCACUUGGAGCGCAAGUGUCAGAAUGCCAAGACAUAUAUUUGCGAUACCUGCGGGAAACAGCUGAAGACAACUACAGCUCUAAAAGAGCACUACCUGGUGCAUACGGACAAUCGUCCAUUUAAAUGUAGCGUUUGCACGGCGAGCUUCAAGAAUCAAGCUCGGCUGAAGGCACACCAUCAAAUCCAUGAGGAACCCAGUUUUGUUUGCAAUAUUUGCGGAAAGAAGCUGCACACGCGGGGAAACUUGAAAAAACACAAGGUGAUGCACAGCGAAGAGCGGCGCCUCAAGUGCGAUGUCUGCGGCGCGCUCUUUAAACGUUCAAAGACCUUUAAGAACCACCUGCUCAGCCACACGGGACUACGACCGUAUGUUUGCAACUACUGCGAAAAAUCAUUUACCACCAACUACAACUGCCGUUUACACAAGCUCAAGAAACAUCCGCAGGAGGUUCAGCAGGAGAACGGCGAAAACCUUUCUUCUCGUUUGAAUGUUCGCUUGCCAACGCUGGAAGAACUUCAUGCUAUAUCAACAAUGAACCACCUACAUAAAGGUUAAGGAAAAAUACUGUUUAGCAUCGCUAAGGUAUCACCUAGACAACGAGGUCUGGU
Messenger RNA from Drosophila ficusphila, 1397 nucleotides. Its product is annotated as zinc finger protein weckle-like. NCBI's taxonomy places the organism in Eukaryota, Metazoa, Arthropoda, Insecta, Diptera, Drosophilidae. Gene Ontology annotation, cellular component: nucleus. Gene Ontology annotation, biological process: regulation of DNA-templated transcription. Bases 115 to 1344 code for a protein of 409 amino acids. The transcript is spliced from 3 exons. Gene Ontology annotation, molecular function: RNA polymerase II cis-regulatory region sequence-specific DNA binding; DNA-binding transcription factor activity, RNA polymerase II-specific; zinc ion binding. The record is from RefSeq and is a predicted model, not a curated record.